Molecule: messenger RNA, 1581 nt
Organism: Aspergillus mulundensis
Lineage: Eukaryota; Fungi; Ascomycota; Eurotiomycetes; Eurotiales; Aspergillaceae
Product: cytochrome P450
Exons: 2
Coding region: 1-1581 (526 amino acids)
Molecular function (GO): monooxygenase activity; oxidoreductase activity, acting on paired donors, with incorporation or reduction of molecular oxygen; heme binding
Source: RefSeq, a predicted model, not a curated record
AUGCUCGAACUCUACCAUCUCGCCCUUAUAGGCGCCAUCACGGCAGCCGGCCUCCUCCUCCACCGACGCCUGAACCGCGACCCGCGCGAGCCCCCUGUCGUGGGAAGCACAAUCCCCUUCGUAGGCCAUCUAAUCGGCCUGCUACGACAUGGAACAGGGUACUUUGCCAUCCUCACCGAAAAACACUCCCACCCAAUCUUCGCAAUCGACCUCCUGCUCAUAAAAGUCUACCUGGUCAAAUCCCCCGCCCUUCUCGCCGCCAUCCAGCGCACCCGCGCCCUAACAUUCGACCCCUUCGUCACCUUCACGACCGAGCGACUGGCGGGCAUCCGCGGGCCGGCCCUCGAAGCCCUCCGCGAGAAGCAGUCCGGCGGCAGCGGCGGGAACCAGGCGCUCCUGCACGCGAUGCAUCCGACGCUGACGGGGAAGCCGCUCGACCGCAUGAAUGAGCGCAUGGUGCGCUUGCUGAGCCCGCUUGUUGAUCAGCUUAUCGACGAGGGGCAGAAGGGAAGGCCGGUGGAUCUGUACGCCUGGUGCCAGCAUGCGAUUACGUUUGCGAGCACGGAGGCGUCGUAUGGAAGGCUGAACCCGUAUAAGGAACGGAGUGUGGAGGAGGGGUUUUGGUACGCCUGUCGAUUCAACGAAAAUGUCCGCCUCGUGUCUAAUGUCGCUAGGGCCUUCGAGAGUAACCUCUCCCCGCUAAUCGCGGGCAUCGCGCCCUCCCUCACAGCACGCAAGGCAUACAAAGGCCGCGACGCCGCGUACCAGGGAUUCCUAAAAUACUAUGAAGCGGACGGGCAGAAGGACGCCUCGGAACUCACUAUCGCGCGCCACAAGUCCCUGGUGUCCUCUGGUCUAGCCAUCUCCGACAUCGCGCGCAACGAAGUCUCCAUGGGCCUCGGCCUGCUCUCCAACACCGUCCCGGCCUCCUUCUGGAUCCUCUACGACCUGUACCGGCGCCCCGAGCUCCUGCACGAAAUCCGCUCCGAGAUCCGCGCAAACGCCCUCCGCGUCGAGGACGGGAAACACAUCAUCAACGUCCCCGCCAUCCGCGAUAACUGCCCCCUCCUGGUCUCAACAUACCAGGAGAUCCUCCGCGUGCGCAGCGCAUCCUCCCCCACCCGCAUCGCAACGGACGACGUCCUCCUCGCCGACAAGUACCUCCUGAAAAAGGGCUGCGUGGUGAGUAUACCGGGCCAAGCGAUCGCGCGGCGCGACGACGUCUGGGGCGAGAAUGCGCUGGAGUUUAACCCGCGCCGGUUCAUCAAGACGCCGGAGCAUAACCCGCGGCGGACGGGCGGGUUCAUGACGUUCGGCGUGUCGCCGGUUAUUUGUCCGGGACGGCACUUUGCCAGCACGGAGAUAUUGGGCGUUGUUGCGAUGCUUGUUUUGAGGGUUGAGAUUGCGCCGGUUGGUGGGGGGUGGGUGGAGCCUGGCGUUAAUUCUUUGGCGAUUGCGUCGGGGAUGAGGCCUGUUAAGGGCGGUUUUGAGGUCGUUGUUAGGGCGCGGGAGGAGGGGAGGGGGGAGUGGGAUGUUGAGGCGAGGGAGGGGAGUGGCGUGUUUCCGUUGAUGGUUGGGUAG